AUGAUCUGUCAAUCAGAACGCAAGGUGACUGCGCUCUCUGGCAGCAAUGCAAGUCUGUGCAUCCCCAAUUUGGGUAAAUACAGAGAACUCAGCUGGUUUUUCAACGCCAGAGAGAAGAUUGUGGAAUGGGAUUGGAAAUCUAUAUACUUCGACAAUGGAUUUAAGGGCAGAGGUCACCUUGAUCAAACUGGUACACUGCACAUCUCUCAUCUCCAGAAAAGUGACAGCAGCACCUACAUCUGCGAGGUGGUGAGCAACGAGGGAAAGCUAGAGGAAAAGACGAUUCAGCUGCAGGUGUUUGAUCCUCUACCCCAGCCAGUUCUAAAACCAGAGAAGAUAGAAAAUGUGAACAACAAUUGUUAUCUUCUUCUGUCAUGGGUGGUCCCUGACCCAUCUGUGAGAUACAGCUGGUAUGGGAAGUCAGGGCUCCUUCCUGAAUUCCAGCACAGUGUGCUUGAGACCACCGUCAACCAACAGAACUACUCCAACUCAGCAAUCCUUGGGACAGGAAUAUAG
Messenger RNA from Talpa occidentalis (Iberian mole), 516 nucleotides. RefSeq names its product CD48 antigen-like. The record is from RefSeq and is a predicted model, not a curated record. Lineage: Eukaryota; Metazoa; Chordata; Mammalia; Eulipotyphla; Talpidae.